CCCAUAGAAACCUAUUAUGUAUUAUUAUUAGUAGGCUAAUGAAAAGUAUAAAUAGAAGGUUUCACUAACGACAUGAAUUGGAAACAAUUCACAACUCUUUCACUUGGUAUAGCGGUUAAACGACUUUCAUAUCGUCGUAAAACCCUACUUAUCUAGGUCAUCUCUAUGCGAUUGAGGCCCUCUGUAUGGCGUCCGCGUCUGUUGAGCUGAUUCCUGACGCCCAACGUGUAGUUCUAGGCUAAAGGAAGCGUUUUUGAGCAGAGCAGUCGCGAUAGCAGACAAAAAUGAAGCGUCCUGUUUGCCAUUGAAUGACGAAACAACUUGGUCUAUACAGUCGACAGAAUAGCUAGGGAAGGAAAAACUUUUGAAAAAGACAAACAAACCAAAAACAGAAGAAGAAAAAAAAAACUGAAUUGAGAGAAAGCUUUGUUAUGUAGUUUGGUAUUGGGAGGCUCCUUGGAUGUUGGAGAAAAUUCUAGGGAAAAAGGCGACGGUUUCAUCAAGUAUUUAUCCAGUGUUCUUCCAACCUCCGGAGAAUUUGAAUCGCUAAUAAUUGGUAGACCUCAGUUUGGAUUGAGAUUUGCGUGGCCGAAAUGCGUCAAUUGUUUCUUUGGGUUUUGUUCUGCUUUGCCGUCCCCUUGACAUCGGCAGGAGUCUUCAAAGUCCAUUCGCGCAUCUCGAACCCGAUCACGUCGCUGUUCGCCAAUGUGAAGAACAGCGCCAACAAAACGCUAAACAAAAAUAUGGGAAACGUGGUCGAUUACGUGGGUUACUUUAGUGCCACCGACGACUACAAACCUUAUUACAACCCGGAAGUCGUGCAGUCGUUUGCUCACACUCUAUCUACGCCGGGUUACGUUGGGAGCUCAUCCAUUCCCAUUGCUCCGCCAAAAAAGGGAACUUAUCAGUACGAUACGUGCGGGAGCACCAUCGUUGUCCCCUUGACUUAUAACCGAAAGGUCCUGGCAGAGCAAACGAUCAAACCCACUCACAAGUCGACUGAUUUUCCGGCCGGACGCACCUAUCCCUUGGUCUGCAAUUGGAAUGUUCAGGCGACUAAGAACUGCAGUCGUGCCCGUAUCACGUUGAGAGUGGACGGACGCAGUCGAUUGCCGGAUGAAGAAGGAUGCUCCAAAGGAUACAUUCGUGUUUCCCCCUUCAUGAAGGAAGCCAAGAUUUGCGGUCGCAUCAAUUACAUUCAGCCCUACUACUGGUACGUUGAAGAUUCCAAACCCGAAGUUGUCACCAUCACGAUGAAGAAUAUCGGACUGAACGACGGCUUUGCCGAGGGAUUUUCAUUUACUCUCUCAGGUGAAUGUCUGCCGAUUGAAAUUGGCAUUAAAAAGUUUGACAUCGGCAAGGAAAACAGCGGGGCCAAUGGUCGGUGGAUGUAUCGAAUGUUAUCCGACUCUGCUCUAUCGGGCGUUCCUACGGUGGUCAUUCCGGGCGUCGUAGCGGCCACAGGUAACAGUCCUUUGCCGACCCAAACUGCAGCAAACGCUGAAUCUGCCAAGCCACUGCCAGUUGACACGGGCAAUAGCGAUGCUGAGAUGCUCAUGCUCAUUCAAAAGGAUAAGGAACGCAACCAGACCACGUCGACGACAUCGACCACUGUCGAAACAACACUACCUCCCAAAAAAACAACAACCUCGACCACAUCGACCACCACUACUGUAACCACCAAGCGCCCCAUUCCUGAUUUCGAUCUGGAGACUCCUUGGGACGUCCUCAAGCCUCUCCAACCUCCCAACCAAUCCUCAUCAGGAUCUCCUUCGACGAGUACAACACCUACCCCCAGACCUCUGCCCUUGCCGUUCGACAACAACCCCAAACCUCAUCCCAUUCUCAACAUCAAGUUCCCUAAUCGAAUCCAUUCAACGUCGUCGUCAGCGACAACUUUGCCAAUGAGCAGCAACACGAAACCCCCGACUAAACCGCCGAAACCUUCCGUUUUUGACUUGGAGACUCCUUGGGACGAACUGAAAAUCCAUUCCAUGCCCUCGACUGAAUCUCCUCCACCGUCUACCGUUACCGUUGCCCCGACAAGUUUAUCUCCCAUUUCAGCAACGACCAGUCACAGUAAACCAUUAACGACUCAGGAAGUCGUCAUCCUCAAGUACAACCAUCGCAACCAAUCGGUGGCGACUUACCAGCCCAAUGCGCAACCUUCGACUCCCGACCUCGAUCCUCCUACGAGCAGCACUCCCGCCUAUCUGCCCGUCGUCAGCGAUUAUUACGAGACUCCCGCCAUCCUCCCCAGCCCUGAAACGUACCUGUCGGAAACUGCUGUCGUUGAUGGACAAGAUUUCAAUUCUGUCACCAUUGAAAACCCAGAUUUAGCCAAUUUCCCUGUCGAUGAGGUUUUCGACGAUGCUUUGUCUUACAUCACGACGCUGCUGGACAAACCACUGCUACAAAAAUCGUUGCCCAAGAAGCCCAUCCGGCAACAAAUCCAUCCGCCGAAUCGGCUAGUAUUUAAAGACUUUAACGAAUUCCCAUCAUUCUUUUAAAUCCCGUUUUAUAUGAAAGGCAAUUUUCUAAUAUUAUUGAAACUAACUUUAUACCGUUAUUUAGUUAUCAUCUUGUUUGACUCAUCUCGUUAAGUUUUCGCCUAUUUAUUUUGGAACAUUGAAGGAAUAUCGCACUUUGCUGGCAUUCUAAGGGCCUUCCUAUUUUGUAGUUUCAAUGAAGACCAAUAAAUUGGAAAAAGUUUAACCGUA
Molecule: messenger RNA, 2720 nt
Organism: Daphnia pulicaria
Lineage: Eukaryota; Metazoa; Arthropoda; Branchiopoda; Diplostraca; Daphniidae
Product: mucin-5AC-like
Exons: 10
Coding region: 594-2510 (638 amino acids)
Source: RefSeq, a predicted model, not a curated record